AUGGCUGCCACCGCCCUCCUAGUCUGCGACAUCCAAAACGGCAUCGUCGAGCGAGUUCAAGGCCCAGGGCAGGACACGGAGUUGUUCCUGCAGCGUCUAUCCCAGACCAUCGACGCGGCACGCCACGCGGGGCUGACCGUCAUCUACGUGCGCGUGGCAUUCCGGCCUGGGUAUCCCGAGGCGUCGCCACGCAACGCGUCGCUGGCCCGCGUCAAAGCGCACGGCAGCGCGGCUGGAUUCGGCGAGGACGACCCUUUGACGCAGAUCCACGCCGCGGCGUUGCCCCUCCCGACGGACAUCGUGGUCACCAAGCGGCGCGUGUCGGCGCUGCACGGGACGGACCUGGACCUGGUCCUGCGCAGUUUGGGGGUGGAGAACUUGGUCAUCGCGGGCCUCAGCACCAGCGGCGUCGUCAUGUCGACCGUCCGCCAGGCCGCCGACAUGGAUUACAGGCUGGUCGUGCUGGCGGAUCUGUGCCGCGACUCGGACCAGGAGAUGCAUGAUGCGGCGAUGAAGGUCAUUGCGAAGCAGGCCGAGGUGGUCACCUCAGAAGACUGGGUUGCUGGAUUGUAG
This is a messenger RNA of Fonsecaea multimorphosa CBS 102226, 573 nucleotides long. RefSeq lists its product as uncharacterized. The transcript has a single exon. The record is from RefSeq and is a predicted model, not a curated record. The coding region runs from base 1 to 573 and encodes 190 amino acids. Lineage: Eukaryota; Fungi; Ascomycota; Eurotiomycetes; Chaetothyriales; Herpotrichiellaceae.